AUGACAUCUCUGCAAUUACACUUCUCUGUUCACUUCCUCCGUCCAAAACACCGUCUCCGCUACUCUCCUAUCUUCAAUACCCGCACCUUCAACUUUCCCGGGAAAAUCACUUUCAGACUCAGAGCUAAACCUAAUUCGCUCCGUUGCUUCGCUCAAUCAGAAACGAAGGAAGUAAGUUUACCUGAGAAAGAUGAACGUUCUCCGUUCGAUAUCAAUCUCGCCGUUAUUCUCGCUGGUUUUGCUUUCGAAUCCUACGCUUCACCUCCGGAAAAUAUUGGCAAGCGUGAGGUUAAUGCAGCUGGAUGUAACACUCUCUACCUCUCUGAGUCAUUUGUUAGGGAGAUAUAUGAUGGACAAUUGUUUAUUAAACUCAAAAGAGGAUUUGAGUUUCCUGCUUUAGAUCCAUGGGGAACGAGUGAUCCUUAUGUGGUGAUGGAUUUGGAUGGUCAGGUUGCUAAAAGCAAAACCAAAUGGGGGACAAAAGAGCCGAAAUGGAACGAAGACUUUGUUUUUAAUAUCAAGCUGCCUCCUGCAAAAAAGAUAGAGAUUGCAGCUUGGGAUGCAAACCUUGUUACCCCGCAUAAACGUAUGGGGAAUUCCGAAAUCAACCUGGAAUCCGUUUGUGAUGGAAACUUGCACAAGGUGCUAGUAGAACUAGACGGAAUUGGAGGUGGUGGGAAAGUUCAACUGGAGAUUAAGUACAAAGGGUUUGGGGAAGUUGAAGAAGAAAAGAAGUGGUGGAGGUUCCCAUUUGUUUCAGAAUUUCUUCAGAGAAAUGAAAUUAAGUCAGUUCUGAAGAAUUUUGUUGACUCUGAAGCAGUUGAGUCAGUUUUGAAAAAUCUUGUCGACUCUGAAGCUGUGCCAGCACGUCAAUUUGUAGAGUAUGCCUUUGGACAGUUAAAGUCACUCAAUGACGCUCCUCUUAAGAAUACUGAACUUUUAAACAAUACUGCUGAGGACUCUGAAGGAGCAAGUUCAGAGGAUUCGUCAGAUCAACAUCGCAGUACUAAUCUGAGUAGUUCAGGAAAGCUUAGCAAAGACAAAGAUGGUGAUGGCGAUGGUCACGGCAAUGAACUGGAGGAUGAUAAUGAAAGUGGCAGCAUUCAGUCAGAAAGUAAUUUCUGGGAUAACAUCCCUGACAUAGUUGGUCAAAAUAUCGUCCAGAAACUUGGCCUUCCUUCACCUGAGAAAUUGAAGUGGAAUGGAACGGAACUACUUGAAAAUUUUGGUCUACAAUCGCGAAAAACUGCAGAAGCCGGUUACAUUGAAUCAGGGCUUGCCACUGCUGAUACUCGAGAAGCAGAUGAUGAAAAGGAAGAUGGUCAGGUCGCUAUUAAUGCAUCCAAGUCUUCCCUUGCCGACAUGAAGAAUGCGACACAAGAAUUACUUAAGCAGGCUGAUAAUGUCUUUGGUGCAUUAAUGGUUUUAAAAGCAGUAGUGCCUCAUUUAAGUAAGGACAGUGUUGGUUCAGAGAAGGUCAUAGAAAAAAAUGGUUCUUCCAGUGUAACAGACGAUGUCUCUGGUUCCUCUAAGACCGAAAAAAUCUCUGGUCUAGUGAAUGUUGAUGGAGCGGAUGAAAAGAACGCUGAAGAAAUGAAAACACUCUUUUCUAGCGCAGAAAGUGCCAUGGAGGCAUGGGCAAUGCUUGCAACUGCUCUGGGGCAUCCAAGCUUUAUCAAAUCUGAGUUUGAAAAGCUAUGCUUUCUAGAAAACGACAUCACUGACACACAGGUGGCAAUUUGGCGUGAUGCAAGGAGGAAAAGAGUAGUUAUCGCUUUCAGAGGAACUGAACAGACAAAGUGGAAAGAUUUGCAGACUGAUCUGAUGCUAGUUCCUGCUGGUCUGAAUCCUGAACGAAUUGGCGGGGACUUCAAGCAAGAAGUACAGGUCCAUAGUGGAUUUCUGAGUGCAUACGAUUCCGUAAGGAUAAGAAUUAUAUCGCUGCUCAAAAUGACAAUUGGCUACAUAGACGAUGUUACUGAGCGUGAAGAUAAAUGGCAUGUUUAUGUGACUGGUCAUAGCUUGGGUGGCGCAUUAGCUACACUCUUGGCUCUCGAACUUUCGUCCAGCCAAUUAGCUAAACGUGGGGCAAUCACUGUUACCAUGUACAACUUUGGAUCUCCAAGAGUAGGCAACAAACAAUUUGCUGAAAUUUAUAAUCAGAAAGUAAAAGACAGCUGGAGAGUUGUAAACCAUAGAGACAUAAUUCCCACAGUCCCUCGCUUAAUGGGCUAUUGUCAUGUUGCUCAUCCUGUUUAUCUCAGUGCUGGAGAUGUGGAGGAUAUUGAGUUCCAGAAAGAUGGUUAUCAUGCUGAGGUGAUUGGCGAAGCGACACCCGAUAUUCUUGUUAGUAGAUUUAUGAAAGGUGAGAAGGAACUCGUUGAGAAGAUACUUCAAACGGAAAUUAAAAUAUUCAAUGCACUUCGUGAUGGAAGUGCCCUUAUGCAGCACAUGGAGGAUUUCUAUUACAUCACAUUGUUAGAGAAUUACACUGUGACUUAAAGUUAGAAAGAUUCAGUCCCUCACAGGAUAGUGACAUUUAAACAUCGCCAACCCUUUUUUGGAUGGAGCAUGUGUUGGUUUGAGACUGCUAGUAAUUUCCAUAUCUCAUUGGCAUCAUUUUUUGUUGUCAAUCUUUUCAGAGUGUGAAGUUAUAUUACAAAACUGUUGAAGAUCCGAAAGGCGUUGAAAGUACUACUAUCCAAUCAGUGGGAGAGAGCUAAGUGAGAGCAUGUAGUGGCUCGCUUCAGCUGUAUAGGAUUCACACUGUAUACUAUAUACAAGAGACAAGCAUCCAUUGUAAUUAUUUUAUAGUGAUCUGUGGUUCAGUCGUGUAAACUUAAACGUAGACAUGGUAUCAAAAGGGGACAAGAUGGUUGGAAUUUAUCACAAUGCGUAUAGAUGAAAUUUGAACAUU
Messenger RNA from Arabidopsis thaliana (thale cress), 2917 nucleotides. RefSeq names its product putative triglyceride lipase. Gene Ontology annotation, biological process: lipid metabolic process. The coding region runs from base 1 to 2502 and encodes 833 amino acids. The record is from RefSeq and is marked reviewed. The transcript is spliced from 18 exons. NCBI's taxonomy places the organism in Eukaryota, Viridiplantae, Streptophyta, Magnoliopsida, Brassicales, Brassicaceae.